CAUCAACCGCUACUUGUUGAGCCUUCAACAGAAUUAGCUGAUCGUGUUUCUACACAGGCACUCACUGAAGCUGUAAGUGAAAUAAUCCCAACACUAGUUAUUGCAGAUAUACUGGCACAGCAACAUGUUGAAGAGCGAACGAUUGAAGCUGAGACAAUAACGAAAAAGUCAUCAUCCGAAACUAUCACUGAAAUUAAAACAGAAAUUGAAGAAACUGAAUCCUCAUUAUUUGGAACACCUGAUGAAGAGAAGCCAGAAUCAGUCAAUAUUCAAC
This is a messenger RNA of Rotaria socialis, 274 nucleotides long. The record is from the annotation of a GenBank genome assembly. NCBI's taxonomy places the organism in Eukaryota, Metazoa, Rotifera, Eurotatoria, Philodinida, Philodinidae.